Molecule: messenger RNA, 4059 nt
Organism: Cryphonectria parasitica EP155
Lineage: Eukaryota; Fungi; Ascomycota; Sordariomycetes; Diaporthales; Cryphonectriaceae
Exons: 3
Coding region: 1-4059 (1352 amino acids)
Biological process (GO): ribosome biogenesis
Cellular component (GO): nucleolus
Source: RefSeq, a predicted model, not a curated record
AUGGCGCUCAAAGAUCAGAAUUUGGGCUUGAUCAAGGCAGUCCGAUCCCUCGACCAUGGCAGCGCAGAAUCUGUGCCAGACACGCUGUCCAACCUCUGGAAUCUCCUCUCGAAUUCGAUUUCCGGGCCAUUUCAUGCCUCCGAAGAGCUUGUGCUACGAUGGCUGCUCAAGAAUAUGAAUGGCACUGCCGAGGCCGCGGAGCAGUUCCGGCGGUACCCUCUGGCAUGGCGUAUCAUGGCAUGCGUGUUCAGGAGGAUACCUCUGAUCUCGUUGGCCAAGUCACUCGCCGACCGACGCUUCAUAUCGAUUCUCCAGCAGACGCUCAAAGAGAUCUCCAGCCCCAAGAGCGGAACUUCUUCCGACAAGUCGGCUGAUGGCUCGUCGUCGGAUGCUGAGAUGGUGGAUGCCGAAACUGCGAGCGUUGGCAGGACGUCUAAAAAGAGAAAGCGGUCAUCCGAAAACCCAUUCGACUUAAAGAAAUUGAGGGGCUCUCAUGAGUGCUUGAGAUCUGCGGAGGCCUUGUUCGCCGCUCUUAAUAGCCUCCUUGCGAGGCUGGAGCCGGUGGACACUGAGGUGUCCUCGAGAAUACAGAUGGGCGCCGAGCAUGUCAAGUCUCUCUUCUGCUCUCCUGCAAAAGACGCGGUGGACAUUUUGCGGCCAAUCCUGUCAAUCUGCGACCUCGCCCUGCAAGAGGAGAGCCCUGAGCCCUUUGACAACCAGGCAUCUUGGUUGGCAGCGUUCGCUUCCUUAUGGGACCUCCAUCUGCAGAGCAGCAGCGAUGCUGUGGAGGUGGCAAUGUCUUUGUACCCCGCAGGAUGCAUCGUAUUGGCUAAGAUGGACCGUUCAAAGGACCUGGUACUCGAUGCUCAUGUGAAAACGACGUGGACGCGAGAUCUGCGCCGCUUCUUCAUCAAGAACAUGAUCCUUCCGUCGAGGGCCGCUUUCCUGAACCGCAAGGAUAUCGGUAUUUUAAAGGCUGCAGCCGACGUGACAAACUUCAUGCCGACCGCCUCGUGCCCGGUUCUGUUCAGUCUUGCCGUCAAGACUCCUCACUCUACCGAAGACGCAAGCGCAAAGAGGGAGCAUGAGGACUGGACACAAAAGGCCUUCGAGGUCCUCGAGGAGCCCAUGCGCGAUGCAGACCCAGCCAAGCGUAAUCAAGCGAUGAAGGUUGUUCUUGACACGGCCUUAAAAAGCAAGGCCAGGCUUUCUCUAGCUAGCCUGCGCACAGUUUGCAGGCAAUACACUACUCCGUCCGGAAAGCUAGACCUGGAACUUGUUACCCGUGUUGCGGAUCUGGAUGUCGACACUUUCCUCAUCUCCAAAGAAGGGCACGUGCUGCUCGACGAAAUCCUUCAGGAGGUUACAGAUAUUAGCAACGCAGAGUUGGAGACUCGUGGAGAAACAAACGCUAUCGCUUUCAUCGUCUCGCUAGCGAAGGGGUUUGCGAAGGGGCGUGAUCUCUCAGGUUUCAUCAAGAAGUGGUUGGAAGCACUGGCAGCAUGCCUUAAGAAAGGUGCUGAUCAUUCAUCCAUUGCUGGGGUAUGGUCCUGCGAGGCAGUCACCGAAACUGUGACGAGUUUGCUCCAGUCAUCCAUCAAUGCGAGACAGCUCCUGGCUCUUCUUGGCUGGUUCGAAAGUCAAGGCGGCGCUUCGGAACCCAGAGCCUUGCUGGUGGUUCUGGAUGCGAUUUCGCAAGGCAUCACGGAAGAAGACUUCACUGAUGCCGUUGAUUUGCGGAUCUACGAGAUGGCCUCGGCGUUCAAGCUCAAGUCCCUGGACGAUUCAUCCAAGGCGCGGUGGUGGCAUAUCGUUGAAAGCACCGUCUCGCGAGCAACAUCAGAACAGGUCGAUAAGAUUUGGGACAAGGUCGAACCUGAUUUGAAGAAGGCACUCAAGAAGGGAGGUCUCGAAGACCUUGCCACCUCGGCAGCUUUUCGAUGCUGCGGCUCUCUUUGGUUGGCGAAUUAUCCCGGAGGGUCCCACGAGUCCGAGGCUGCUGCGAUGGCAUCUUCUUUCUUAAAGAGGCUCGAAAAGCACGUGCAGCAAUCCGACCCCAGCUCUUUGAAAGUCUUUGAGUCACCGCGACUUGUGGACUUGCUUGUCAAGUCAGACUCUGGAAGACAGUACCUGCCGAAGUUUUUCGCGCGUAUGGGCACAGUGAGGACCACUGACGAUGUUCACCACAUUCUCUACAACGAAUCCAACCUCAACAACUACAAGUACACUAGUGGUUUGGUCGGCCACGCUGUCGACAUACUUUCUGAGGAACAGAAUCGGGGCUCAUCAUUCGAUCCAACACGUGUUGUUUCGGCUCUACAGAUUCUGCUCGACGUUCCUCACGAGUCCCUUACCCGUGAACAGAGGGAACAGAUCAUGCCAAAGAUGCUGUUUUUCUCCUCCAAUCUGCAAGGUCAAGAGCCAGCACGACUUGUUGCUCUGUUGAAGCUCUGCCUUAGCUUGAUGGUCAAGGUCAUGAAGAGCCCUACAUUCUAUGAAGGAAUGAAGUUUGCCGACUUGGUCACGAUUGGCGACUCGAUCGUCUUUACCUUCCAGACUUAUGUGGGAGGUACCACCGAUCAGAGCAUGUCAUCCGCAUAUGAAUGUUUCAAAUUACUGGAGUCCCUCGCGUCAAGCACUCUGAAGCAAAUGACUUCCAAUAUUGAGAAGCGAGAGCGCAUCUACCUGGAAGAAGCCUGUCAAUCAGUCAACAAAUGGGGUACCAACCAAACAGUUCUUUAUGCUCAUCGACAGAUCCUUCUGAGGGCUUUGAUUCUCGCUCUAGAAUCUUGUAAAACCAAGCAGGUGGCACAAGAGGCUGAUCCGGCUGCCUUGAGGGAGGCCUGUUCCCUCAUGCUCGCACACUGCUUGACCACCGAUGAUCUUCAUCCGAGAGGCAAUGACUCCGCCUGGCUCAACAAGGGGAUAUCGACGUGGUGCGUGCUCGUAAUUCUGGAGCAGCUCGAUGUCGUUGAGCCCGCGGUCAUACGGUCUCGUCUACUAGCAUCGAAGUCAGAAUUGGAGAAUCUCUGCGAGAUGCUUUGCAGCAAGGGAUUGAGGGCAGGCUGGCGAUUGAAAGAAUUACUUUUCAAUUGUUUCCAAGACAUGAUCAAGGAGCCUCUGAACCUCAGCGCCAACGAAGCCCUGCCGAGCUCCAAUAGCAACGACUGUAUUCCGCUGUGCAUUCGCUCCGACCCGAGUGACAUCCACAGGUACAUCGACACUGUUCUCAGAAAUAUGAACGAAGAGGCCCGGAAUGACUGCUUUAAAGGCCUUGGUGGGAGAUUGCGGGACGAUCUCGAUAUCACAGGGCAUCUGCUCACCAUUCACCGGCUGAUCCAGGCAGAAAGCGACCGACUGGCCAGGACACAGUCCUCGUCGCAGUUCACGCUUAUUGCACAAACUCUGCACAUGCUCCUAGACAAGAAGGCCAGCACUAUGAAGCAGUGGAAUACCGAAAUCACGCUGAGCACCGUGUCGACCAUCUCUGCGGGUGGAGUAACUCAAGGUACAGACAUCAGAGCAUCUCCCAAGACGUUCGAGUCGCUCUGCCGCCUCGUCGAGGUCAUCAUCAAGCGACACCGCCUCCGAAUCGAAGGACACUUCCACCUUCUCAUCACGGCCCUGCAGAUGCUGCUCCGCCUCCUCCUCAUCCCCGUCCCGCCUUCCUCAAUCUCCGUCACCCCAGACGACCCAGCAGCCCUGCGCGAGAGGCAAGCAAAGCUCUUCGCCCGCCUUCUGACACUCAUCUGCGAGCCCUCUGUCGCAUCCGUCACGCGGGGCCAGCAACAGGGCCUCGACUCGGCGACGGAUGCUGCCAAGCGCUCGGCGGGUCAGCACAUGUACCUGGUCCUGAUGUCUUAUAUCAGGCUGCAACUCGAGAACCCAGUGUCCCGUGCGGUCAGAGAGGCGCUGCAGCCGGGCGUGUACUCGAUUCUCGACAUCACGACCCAAGAAAGGAGGAGGAUCCUGAACGAGGCGGUGGACGGGAGUGGACGGGCGAUUUUCAAGGAGAUGUAUAGAAGGUAUGUCAAAUUUGGGAAGUGGAGCGGCGUGUAG